GUCUGAGUCGAAACAAAAUAAAAAAAUUCCUUCAGUAGCACCUUAAAGACCAACUAAGUUUUUUAUUUUGGUAUGAGCUUCCGUGUGCAUGCACACUUCUUCAGAUACACUGAAACAUAAUCCACCAGACCCUUAUGUAUAUUCAGGGGGGGGUGAUGGGAAUGGGUGAUGGGCUGAUAGGAGUGGUAAACCUGUUGAUGACUGUUAACGACUGUUAAUGACUGCAAUUGGUCUUGCAGGAAAAAGCAAGGGCUUUUCGUCAUUUCGUUAUUCAUUGCCUGACCUGUUCCAAGCCCACACAGCAGCCGCUGAGCUGCCGAGCCAGGUGCCCUAGGCAGGCAAGACCUUUAAGAUGAAAGAUUGCAGGAAUAGCCUGGUUAACUCUGCAACGGGCUCCGUGUGAGGUUUCCCUUGCACUUGAUCUGGAAGCUGCAGAUACAAGUGGCACCUCGACAUACGAAGGUUUCGACUUACUAAGUCUUUUCGCCGCGUGUAGUGCAGAAUGCUGCCUCGUGAUUGCUGACAGAAGUGAGACCUUUUCAGCGUAUAAUGGGGGUUGCUGAUUUGUUGCUGGACCAAGUUCAGGGUGUUUCUAUUCUCAAAUAAAGCCCUUAACAACUUGGGACCAGUUUCCCUGCCAGAUCGCCUUGCCCCAAAGAUGCCCACUCGACUGCUUCCAUCUGUGGAACUGGCACUAUUGCAGGGGCCACACCGUUUGUAAGAAUUGCCCAAUAGAAAGCCUGAAAAACAAGAAGGCCUUUGCCCAGUGCUGAAAUGACAUGGAAGGAGGCGUGAGCCAAGCCUCUUCAAGGAAUAUGUCACAUGAUGUGAGACACUCCAGAAACAGCCCCAGAUGAAGAUCUUCAACUCCAUUUCCCAACAUGUUAUUUACUGACUAUCUACCCUGCCCUUCCUCCCCAAGGAGUCUAGGGCAGCAAACAGGUUGCCUUGGCCGUGGCUUUGAACCUGAGGACGUACCUUCAGAUGGCCCUUCGGAAUGAUGGGAAGGUCUUGAUACAUCUGCCAAAUAUUGGGACCAGGUUACACUGGGAAACAUCUGAUCUGGAGCCCUUACUGGCAGCGUUCCCUGCUGGCCUGAUUGACUCUCAGCCCCCCAGCCCAGAACAAGUGGAGAAACUGAAGGAGUUUGUGGGGCCUGCAGAGGGAGUGGCGGCAGCCACACACAGCCUGGCCGUCGUGGCCUUCCUCUACUUGUACUUGUCCGCUGCAUCCAAAUGCGGGGUCCUUCCAAGCAUGGACAUCCUGGUGUGGUCUGAGCUGCCACCAGGUGCUGGGUUGGGUUCCAGCGCUGCUUAUUCCGUCUGCCUUGCAGGGGCAUUGCUUUCUGGGUGUGGGAUCAUCAGCUACCCUCUGGACGAGGGCCAGUCUGUAGCCAGGUGGGCUGAGGAUGAGCUGGACUUAAUCAACAGGUGGGCCUUCCGAGGAGAGCAGCUGAUCCAUGGGAACCCCUCUGGAGUGGAUAAUGCCGUGGGGACCUGGGGUGGAGCUUUGAGAUACCAGUCAGGAAAAAUCUUGCCGUUAAAAAGAGUCCCCACUCUACGGAUUUUAUUGACCAACACCAAGGUCCCUCGGAGCACCAAAGUCCUGGUUGCAGGGGUUAAAGACAAGGUGCUGAAGUUUCCCGCCAUAAUGGAGCCAGUGCUGGCUUCGAUUGACGCCAUUUCCCAGGAGUGUGAAGACGUCCUCAAAGCAAUGGCUGAUCACCCAUCUCAGGAGCACUACCUUGUGCUGGAGGAACUCAUUGACAUCAACCAGCACCACCUGGAUGCGAUUGGAGUUGGCCAUUCCUCCCUGGACAGAGUCUGCCAGGUCACCGCCUCUCAUGGGCUGCACAGCAAGCUGACGGGCGCAGGGGGAGGCGGCUGCGCCAUCACUUUGCUACGGCCAGACACUUCUUCUGCAGUAGUGGCAGCCGCCACCCGAGACCUUGAUGCCUGUGGAUUCAAGUGCUGGGAGACGGACAUUGGGGCCCCGGGGGUGUGUGUGCACUCGCCCCCCUCCCUGAAAGCAGAAGUGCAAGCGGCUCUUAGCAGGGUUUAAAAGUGGUGGCAGAGGCUUCUCUUCCUGCUGAGAAUUGGGUCCUGGUCCUGCGAGUUCCAUCGCCCUUGGCCGUUGCUCAGAUUUGACCGCAGAGACCUCGCUCAAAAUUGUGGGACCCCUGGAGAUUUUGGAUGGGUUUUCUUGGACCAUGGAGAAUGCAGUGCAAGGAUGCCGACAGGGCCCAUUUGCUGGAGGCGGUGGGGUCCCCACGAGUUGCUUUGCUGGGCCUGGUUACGCAGCUUGGAAGGGCUGUCACUGGGUGCUGAGGGUGCUGGGUGCUGGCUGUCUUCUGCUUGACUCUCUUCUGUCCUCCUUUUCCACCCUGUUGAUACCUUGCCAGGGCACGGCUGCUUUGCUCACGGGGAUAUGUGGAGUUGGGGAAGCACUUGUUUGUAAAGCAAGUUUUCUUUUGGUUUUGUCUUUUGGCAAGGAACAAAUGACAACUUUUGGGAGGUGACUUAAUCCGGUUCCAUCCGUCACUCCCCCCCCGCAGCCCCCUUCCUAGCUGUUCCCCCGCCCCCCAAAAUGCCCUGGGACCUCAGUUGGCAGACGAAGGGUUAAGCUCCACUCGCCCCAAAUCGCAGCUUUGUAGAUCUUCUGAGGAAGCAGGAAUUGGGGGCCCAACCGUGAAUGCCUUGUGGGACCAAAAGGAAUCAACCUUCUCUCCCCCGGACUUGUUGGCACCACUUCCGUCUUCCUUUGGUUUCAUCAUUUCCCGUCACGUUUCCAGACUUUGGCUCCAUUUCCCAGCCUCACUUGGCAUUGGGAGAUCUGAUCGCCUGGUCUCAGGACCCUGCACGCUCCGGAAUGCUGAGAGUGGGGAGUCCAGCAAGGCCUCGAGGAGACCCACAGGUGGUCCCACCUUGGUCCUAGGCACAGAAGUUUGAUGGGUGGGGUGGGGUGGGGAGGAGGAGCCCUUGUUCCUAACAAAAUGUCCGGCAGUUUGAAAUGGAAUUGGGGUGGGGGGAAGUGACCUUCUUAGUCCGUUGGUUAUGUAUUGCUUCCUAAUGAUGUGUACACACACAGAGAGAGGUACAGGUGAAACUCGGAAAAUUAGAAUAUUGUCGAAAAGUGCAUUUAUUUCAGUAAUGCAACUUAAAAGGUGAAACCAAUACAGUGGUACCUCUGUUUACAAACACAAUUGGUUCCGGAAGUCUGUACUUAACUUGAAGCAAACUUUCCCAUUGAAAGUAAUGGAAAGUGGAUUAAUCCGUUCCAGACAGGUCCACGGAGUACUUAAACUGAAAGUACGCAAACCGAGGCGUACUUAAACCGAGGUAUGACUGUAUAUGAGAUAGAUGCAUGACAUGCAAAGCAAGAUAUGUCAAGCCUUUAUUUGUUGUAAUGGUAAUUAUUUGUCGUUAGGCGGGUCAAUUAUAAAUGGAAUGCAAUUAAUGAAAUGUAAUGGCGAUGUUUAUUUUUGUUUAUUUUUGUAUUAUUGUAACUAUUUGUUUCAUUACUGUGGAAUUUCCAGAAGAAAGUAUUUGUAAAAAUUAAAAGAAAAAUAAUAAGUGCAUUACUAAAAUAAAUGCACUUUUCGACGAUAUUCUAAUUUUCCGAGUUUCACCUGUAAAUUGCAACUUGCACACGUUCACCAUGUGCGAUUUCAACUUUACGUGGUUGAAGGCUGGCCAGUUGAAAUUGCAGCAAUUAAAGUCACGGAAGACAGAGAGGUUAAAAGUUCUUUUUGCGCAGGGUUUUCCUGGCCCAAAAAUAGAUUUUAAGUUCUCUGCCUUGCUCUGGGAGGCUCUUGUGAGAUUUCAUGGUACCAUCCGAGACCACACAAGACCUUCCCAGUGUCUAGUGAGCAAGGCAGAGAGCUUUAAAGGCCUGCUUGGAGGAUAAGACCUGCUUGGCGCACAAAUAUCCGCCAUCCCAGAAAUGUAGCCUCCAUGCAAAAUGCCAGUUGUCUGUGGGCGUGUGUGUGUGUGUGUGUGUGAACACUCACCGGGGCUGCAAGAUUUGAUCUGGGGAGCCUGUGGUGGGUUUUUUCCAGAUAUUGCUGAACUACAACUCCCAUUAACAUCCCCGUCCAUUGGCCAUGCAUGCUGCAGAGGAUGAUGGGAAAUUGAUUCCAGUGACACCUGAAGGGGUUGCCCCCCCUUUAAUGAGUACAUUAAUCAACUCAUAUAUGAUUCUUUUUGAAGGGAGGGGGGACUCUGCAAGUUGAGGGCACACUUUGAAGAGGCAGUUUUGAUUCUGGUAUGUUCCUGCAGUGGAGAAUGAAAAAUAAAACACUGCAGAGCUGUCCUUUGUAAUUUGAAAUGGUGACUGUUUUGUUAGUUUGUGGGUUGUUUGUAUUUUUUUGGGGGGGGGGGAUAACCUGCCCAGCAAAAACCAUUGGAGAGAAAACAAGCACCAUCCAGACAGGGAUCUGCAGCAGGUGGGCUCUGCCCUGCUGCCCCAUAGCUUUUUGCCCAAAUAAAGAGAAGGGUCUAUGACAAGUUACACUCACUUCCCAGAAGAUGGAAGAAGUCUUGCACCCGGUCCUCACCCACAGAGAGGAACUGAUCCAUGGAGUGGAAGUCCUGGGAAGCUUGGGAGGAAGUGGUCAUGUCCUCCUGGGUUUCAGGAUACAGAGGCAAGGGAAACCCGAGUGUAGUCAGACAGGCACUCACUCCAGACUUUAAGAAGGCCAAUUUCAAAAAACAUAAGGAGCUAUGGGAUGAGAUCCCAUGGUCAGAAAUACUCAGAAGGGAGUCCAAGAUAGAUGGGAGUUCCUAAAAGGAGAAAUAUUGGGUGCCCAACUGCAAACAAUUCCAACGAGAAAGAAAAGUGGGAGGCAUUUAAGGAAACCGGUGUGGCUGCCUAAGGAGCUUACAGAUGAGCUGAGAUUGUGGAAAAUCACAAAGGAGGAGUAUACACAAAUAGCCAACAGUUGCAGGAUGAAUGUCAGGUGGCUAGAGCUCAGAAUGAGCACAGCCUUGCAAGAGAGCCAAUAAACUUAUUUUUAACCUGUGUUCAAAGCAAGACGAUCAAACAAGUGGUAGGACCUCUUCGUGGAGAAGACUGAGAUAUGCUAUUGAGCAGGGGUCAGCAAACUUUUUCAGCAGGGGGCCAGUCCACUAUCCGUCAGACCUUGUGGUCGGUCGGACUAUAUUUUUGGAGAAAAAUAUGAACGAAUUCCUAUGCCCCACAAAUAACCCAAAGAUGCAUUUUAAAUAAAAGGACACAUGCUACUCGUGUAAAAACAUGCUGAUUCCCAGACCGUCCGCAGGCCGGAUUUAGAAGGCAAUUGGGCCGCAUCCGGCCCCCAGGCCUUAGUUUGGUGACCCCUGCUAUUGGGUGACAGAGAAGGUGGAACUGCUCAACACCUACUUUGCCUCUGUCUUCACCGAAAAGGAGAGCAAUGCCCAACCUGUUGAGAAGAGAAUAAUUGAUGUAAGGAAGGAGCUGCAGCCCAAGAUAGGAAGAGAGCUGGUCAGGGAACACCUAACUACUUGAAAUGAAUUCAAAUCUCCAGGGCCUGAUGAGUUGAUGAAGGACUAAGGGAGCUUGUAGAUGUAAUCCCAAAGCCUCUGCCAAUAAUCUUUGAUAAUUCUUGGAUAACAAGUGAGGUUUUUGCAGAUGGGAGGCAGGCAAAUGUUGCCGCCAUCUUCAAAAAGGGAGGAGAAGACCCAGGGAACUGCUUGACAUCGAUACCAAGAAAAGUCCUAGAACAGAUACAGUUGGUCUGUGAGUACUGAGAAUAGGAUAGGUAAUUUGAGUAUGAGUUUCUCAAAAAAACAAGUAAUGCCAGAUGAAUCUCAUUUAUUUUUAUUUUUUUGAUGCACUUACAAGCUUGGUGGAUCAGGGGGAUGCUGUGGAAGUAGUGUAUCUUGAUUUCAGUAAGGCUUUUGACAAAGUCCCUCAUGAUAUUAUUGAGAGGAAGCUGGUAAAAUGUGGGCUGGUCAUGUUGUGCGGAUGCCUGAUGAUCGUCUCCCAAUGCAACUACUCUAUUCCGAACUUUAAAAUGGAAAGCGUAAUGCUGGUGGUCAACAAAAGAGGUUUAAAGACUGUCUCAAGGCAAAGCUUUAAAAAUGUAGUACAUAUAAACACUGACAACUGGGAAACAGGGAAACCUGUGUCAGGUCAGAUGCCUUGGUCUGCCCCUGAUGCUGGACCCUUGCUGGACACCAGAGGGCAGCAGGGACCCACCUUUCAGAAGAAGUCCACUGAAAUCUUCAAGAGGCUGAGAAAUUCCUGUCCACCUUUUUGCCCUGACGUGGGCACUCUUGCAAAUGGUGGGGGUGACAGAAGUCAGCAACCUAUUUCUUCCCUUGUAGCUAGAAUCUGACAUUACCUGUUCUAUAAAAAAAACAGUUUGCUUUCAAAUACUGCUAUCAAUGUACAUGGUGCUUUACAUAAUAGCUUACAUAAUUUAUUGUAUUUCUGUCCUAUCUUUUCUCCAAGGAGCUCAAGGUGGUGGGCAUGGUUAUCCCCCCUCCCCAUUUAACCCCCACAACAACCCUAUGAGGUAGGUUUGACAGAGAGGCAAUGAGCAGCCCAAGGUCACCAGUGAGCUUCGUCACUGAGUGGGAUUUUGAAGCCUGGUCUCCCAGGCUGACACACUGACCCUUACACCAUGCUGACUCUCCGGUUAAGCAAUGUAGGCAGGCCCCUGCCCCAUGGAACUUGCAGUAUCAAUUUUGACAGAGUGAGGAGAGAAGGUGAAGGAAAGGUGAAUUUGUGUAUUAAAAGGGCUUCUAGAGUGUGCAGGAGGAUGCGGGUGGCCCCGUGGGUUAAACCACUGAGCCUAGGGCUUGCCGAUCAGAAGGUCGGCAGUUCGAAUCCCCGUGACAGGGUGAGCUCCCAUUGCUCGGUCCCUGCUCCUGCCAACCUAGCAGUUUGAAAGCGUGAAGUGCAAGUAGAUAAAUAGGUACCGCUCCAGCGGGAAGGUAAACGGCGUUUCCAUGCUCUGGUUUGCCAGAAGUGGCUUUGUCAUGCUGGCCACAUGACCUGGAAGCUGUAUGUCGGCUCCCUCGGCCAGUAAAGCGAGAUGAGCACCGCAACCCCAGAGUCGUCUGCGACUGGACCUAAUGGUCAGGGGUCCCUCUACCUUUAGAGUGUGCAGGAGGUGAGGCUGCUCUUGCACUCGUGUCAUGCUCAGGGGUUUCCCAUGGGCCACUGAAAGAACAGGUUCGUCCACUAGAUGGGCCCUCAUGGGCCUGAUCCAGCAGGCUCUUUGGAUGUUCUUAUACAGGCAUCCCCAAACUGCAGCCCUCCAGAUGUUUUGGCCUACAGCUCCCAUGAUCCCUAGCUAACAGGACCAGUGGUCGGGGAAGAUGGGAAUUGUAGUCCAAAACAUCUGGAGGGCCGAAGUUUGGGGGUGCCUGUUCUUACGCUUCAGCAGCCUCGUUCAGACAAUGACGUGUUGUCCCUCAUUGGUCCAGGCAGCAGUGGAAGCUGCCGCUGUCCAUUAAAGCACGCAGCAUUUUGCAGAAUAAGAAGCCAAAGAGACAGACCCCUGCCUUCACUUUUCUUUCGUAACCUUCCCGAAAGGGGCAGCCCACUUGGAGAAUGGAGCAUCUACCCCUGGACCCAUCCUCUGUGGGUGUAGAUUUUGCCUACAUCCAUUGUCAGCUGCAUGGAUUUCAUCUGCCCCUUUGCAGAGAAGCCGCAAACAGGCCUGGGAGGAGCUUUUCCUGCUAAUGCUCAGCCCAAACAUGGCAGAUAAAUUACCUUUCGCUGCCACUUCUCUUCUUGUAAUUAUGGGGCACUUUCUUCUGCCUCUUGCCCAAUUAGCUCUGCUUCAUGCACUCCUGGCGGCCCAGGUGGGGGCUUC
This is a messenger RNA of Zootoca vivipara (common lizard), 7825 nucleotides long. RefSeq names its product mevalonate kinase (gene MVK). Lineage: Eukaryota; Metazoa; Chordata; Lepidosauria; Squamata; Lacertidae. Gene Ontology annotation, molecular function: ATP binding; mevalonate kinase activity. The record is from RefSeq and is a predicted model, not a curated record. Gene Ontology annotation, cellular component: cytoplasm; cytosol. Gene Ontology annotation, biological process: isoprenoid biosynthetic process; cholesterol biosynthetic process; isopentenyl diphosphate biosynthetic process, mevalonate pathway.